Molecule: messenger RNA, 1956 nt
Organism: Akanthomyces muscarius
Lineage: Eukaryota; Fungi; Ascomycota; Sordariomycetes; Hypocreales; Cordycipitaceae
Exons: 2
Coding region: 1-1956 (651 amino acids)
Source: RefSeq, a predicted model, not a curated record
AUGCUGUCAAUUCUCGUGAGAAGCAGCCCCUGGGCUCUUGUUGGUCUGUUGAGCUGCGUCGCCUCCGCCAAUGUGGUCUUUACCGGCGCGAGUGUCCAGCUCGGCGAUGACUACUACUUCAUCGACCCGAAUGUCGCCGGCGAGCUCCCCGUGCCGCGCGGCGGCAGCUACAAGGCGCCUGCCGGCGGCUUUGCAGCCGUGACGGUGGUCCAGAGCGAGGGCAACGCAACAGGCCUGGCUUCCCUACUGCAAAGCUGGACUGAGCUCGACGAUGUCUUUCAGCCGUCCUUCCUCGCCGGCGGUGUCUACGUCGCCGGCAGCCAUGCCGCUUCGCCGCAGACAUCUUCCACGCAGCUCCUCAACACGACGGCGUCGGUGCACACCCUCCAGAAUGGCACCACCAGCCUGCUUCCCUCGGGGCCGUACUUUCUCAACGUGCACACCGGCGAGGUCCACCGCGCGCUGCGCCUCUACGACGACUACACAAACUCGUUUACGGGCGCGCUGCUGCACAACCCCGACGGCAGCGUGCAGACGCUGUCGGCGCAGCGGCCCACGGCCAUGACGCUGACCAUCGGCGUGCCCUCACGGCUCUACUACCAGCACGCCGCGCGCACCGACCCUUCGCAGCCGCUCGCGGGCGUGCGCCUCGGCGUCAAGGACCUGUUCUGCGUGCGCGGCGCGCGGCGCUCCAACGCCAACCGCGCGUGGUACCACCUCUAUCCAAGCUGCAACGCGACCGCGCCGUCGGUGCAGCGGCUCGUGGACGCCGGCGCCGUCGUCGUCGGGUACCAGGCGCUCGCGCAGUUUGCCAACGGCGACCGCUACGCGGCCGACGCCGUGGACAUGCACCUGCCGUUCAACCCGCGCGGCGACGGGUACUCGGUGCCGCUGGGCAGCUCGUCGGGCGCGGGCGCGAGCGUCGCCGCGUACCCGUGGCUGGACCUUGCCCUGGGCAGCGACACGGGCGGCAGCGUGCGCAACCCGGCGCAGGUCGCGGGCGUGCUCGGCAACCGCCCGACGACGGGCCUCGUGGCGCUCGACGGCGUGACGCCGCUGGCGCCGACGCUGGACACGCCCGGGGUUGUGGCGCGCGAUCCGGCGCUCUGGGACGCGGCGCAAAAGGCGCUCUACGGGAGCAACUACACGUCCCUGGUGGGCGUGGAGGCGCCAGAGUACCCCAAGACGGUGUAUGUGAUGGAUUGGCCGCUGGGGAAGCGGCGCGAGGUGGAUGGGAUGCUGGGGCGGUUUCUGAACGCGACGGUGGAGAUUACGGGCGCCACGGUUGAGAGGCUGGACCUGGAGAUGCUGUGGAAGAGCACGCGGCCGGAGGAGGUCGGCGACGUGGACCUUGCGACGUAUCUCAACACCACAUAUGCAACGCUCGUGGCGAGCGAGCAGUGGGAUCUCGUCGGCAAACAGUUCUUUGCCGAUUACGCUGAGAAGCACGACGGCCGAAAGCCCUUUGUCAAUCCCUCCGCCAGCGGCCGCUGGGAAUGGGCCAGCGCGGCGCCCGCGUCCGCCUACCCGGCCGCCAAGCGCCAGCAGGAGACUUUUAGCAGCUGGUUCCGGUCGCACGUCCUGACGGCCACGGGCAGCGCCAGCUGCUCGUCCGCGCUGCUGCUCUACAGCGACCACUACGGCGUGCCCGACGUGCGCACGACGCUGCGUCCCGUGAGCAUCCCCUGGGGCCUGUCGACGGUCUACUACAGCCCGUUCUCGGGCACGCCGGAUCUGGCGUUUCCGUUGGGCGAGAUCUACACGCACAGCAACAUCACCGGCAAGGAGGAGCCGCUGCCCGUGUCGGCGGACAUCAUGGCCGCGCGCGGCUGCGACGGCCUGGUCACGAGGCUGGGCAUCGAGCUGGUGAAGAGGGGUGCUGUCAAGGUUCCAAAGGCGGGCGGUACCUUGGACGGUGGCGAGGUGCUGUUUCGUCGCGAGAUGGAACUGCUGUGA